This is a messenger RNA of Saccostrea cuccullata (small rock oyster), 2165 nucleotides long. RefSeq lists its product as uncharacterized. Bases 103 to 1980 code for a protein of 625 amino acids. The transcript is spliced from 4 exons. Gene Ontology annotation, cellular component: amphisome; aggresome. NCBI's taxonomy places the organism in Eukaryota, Metazoa, Mollusca, Bivalvia, Ostreida, Ostreidae. Gene Ontology annotation, biological process: endosome organization; mitophagy; aggrephagy. Gene Ontology annotation, molecular function: protein kinase C binding; K63-linked polyubiquitin modification-dependent protein binding. The record is from RefSeq and is a predicted model, not a curated record.
ACUAUCAAAUUCCUAAAAGGUACUGGUACAAACUUUCUUAUUAAAAGAAAAAAAUUCAAGUUAUUAUUUAUUUGUAAACAAAACCACGUGUAUCAACAAAUCAUGUUGAAAGUGAAAGUUACGCUCAUGUCUGCCAAAGAGUCAGAAAUACGCCGGACGACGCUGGAAAAUGAUCCAGAUUUCGCUGAAUUAGAGAGAAAAGUGUCAGAGUUGUUCGGCGAAACGACUGGAUCUUUUACGUUCCAUUGGAAAGAUGAUGAGGGUGAUUUAAUCACGAUGUCGAGUUCUGAGGAGUUUCAAGAGGUGAUGAAAGGCGCAGCCAAGGAGACCCUGAGAAUUUUUCUUCGAAGAAUAGAAGAUCAGUCCAAAUCGGAGGGGGGCAUGGAAUUUAAUGAUGAUAAUCCUGGUAAUGAACAGGAUACGUUGACUCCUGAAGAAUAUGGAACCAGGAGCUGGGGAAGCCGCCGACGUUAUUGGAGAGGAUUGGGUCAAGGUCAGGGUCCACUGCCACUUCGUAGGUUUAGAAAAGCCGAGCAGCACCCGGAGAAUGAUCAAUCUCUCUCUGAAAGGAGGAUGCGAAGGUUUAUGCGUCGCAAAUUUGAAACCCGUGAAAGAUUUGAUCAACCUCGUGGUAGCAUCGAUCGAUUCCGAAGCAGAUGUGGCAGUCGUCGGAAUGCAAUGCCCAGUGAAGACUGCCUCGAAAAAACUGGCUCUUUUUGCCGCUGGAACGGGAACUACUGGCGUCGUAGAUGCAAUCAGCAUUCCGUCCGACAUCUAAAAGAGAGGUUGGAUGAUGCAUAUAUGGCGCGCGGUAGUUGCCGCUCAAGAAGGAGAAAUCGGGAAUGUUGCCCAAGGAGAAGAUGCUGCAAGCGAGCAAAUUCGGCUCCAACUACUCGUCGUUUUGGAAGAAAUCUUAACGAUUUCGGGAUGAUGAUGCGUGGAAAAAGAUGCAGACGAUCAACAUCCGUCCCUGUGUGCAGGCAGGAAAAAGAUGACGAAAUUCAAGUUUCUCCGAUAUGCAGACAAAGUAGAUUCCAAAAUGCAAAAAUAUGGCUGAAGAUCAAGGAAGACGGUUCUCCUACACACGUCUGCGAGUCUUUUACUGAUUCCGCCAGUGGAGAAGAGAAGAGGUGUCAUAGACGGCGCUGUAAAAGCUAUCGAAGAAGAGCAGCUAUGCUUGGAAACGAAACGUCAAAGAAAGUCAAUGAUUCAGCUUCCAAGAAUAAACAUGACGAGGAACCUGGAAUUUCAGAACUUGUUGAAACAAUGACCAUUGAGGAGGAUAAAGAGGGUACCGAAGAAUCGGAUGCAGGGACAAAGACCACUGAGGAGGGUAAAGAAGGCACCGAAGAAAGAGACACAGGAACAGGUGUCAGUAGAAGGAGAAAUUGCAGAUACCGUCGACAUCGUGGUGAGGAUGAUGAAACAGAUGAGAACAAUCAAUCAGAGGAGACAAAGAAAAGGAAGUAUCACUGCAAGCACAGGUGUGGGCGUAAGAAGCACUCUGGUGAAGCUCAGGAAACCCCCGCCAAAAACUGGGAAAUGAAUGAAGAGGAUGAGAUGGAAGCAAAACGGCAGAGAAAAUGCAAAAUAAAGGUAAACCACCAAUCUAUGGAUAGAGAUGGUUCCACAAAAUGCAGAAAUACUAAAGAACACGGCGUAAGAAUCCUCACUUUGAAAGUUCGAAUGAAUGACGAAGGGAUGAGACCCAGAAAACUAGCACGGAAACUUGUCAGGAUUCUCAACCAGUACAGUGCAGACUGUCAGGAGAACAGACCAUGGGGAAGAAGAUGUGGACGAGAAUUUCGGGGAAGACCACGUGGCAACGACUUCGAGCGUCAGAUCCGAAGAAGGCUGCGUCGUCAAAGAUGUCGUCAGGGAAGAGUCCGUUUUCUGUCGCCCGAAUUUCCAGGCAAUGUCGAAGAGAAUAUUGCAUGUUAUGGACCAAGGAGAAUACGUCCACGUGACUGUCCGUGGUAAAAGACCCCAAUAAAUGAAAUUUAAAUGGACGCACGUUUCACUAUGAUUUUUAUUUUAUAGUAAUUAAUUAAAAGUUCAAAUAAAUUUAUAUUCUAUGUUUUUGACAAAAAAGUGAAUUGAUGGUCAUACUGUUUAUUUUUCAUCCGCCAUAUUGCUUGGCAUAUGUGUAGUUAUAUACAUGCAUU